UUCGCCGAUCGAACGGCCGCCGCUCUGCGGCUGGUGCACUUUGCGUCGGGCAUCGGGAGAGGAGAAACAACGACCUCCGUGAAAGUGCGUACAUGAACGCGGGGAAGCAACGGUGCGGCGCCGAUAGGCCGGCAACGACGGCGGUGUCGGUGCUGCUCUCGGCUGCGCCAUGUGUCGGCACGGCGGAACGACCCGCUUCUGGACUUGCUCGGUUGUCGCCGCAGUCGCCGUGCUCUUCGCUAGUGGACAGAAGCCCGUACCGCACGGAUGCGACUUGGACACAGAAUCUAAGGGAGUUUCAAAGUGCGCUCAAGAACACUUCAAAGGAAAGUUCGACCAAGCGAUGGCCCAGAAGCUCGUAAUCGGCUGCAUCACGGGAAACCUCACCAUCGCUGAAUUUCGGAACCGCUGCCGGAGGCCUCCAUUGGCCGGUCGCGUCGUGCGUUGCGUCGGGGGAACGCUUCCACAGAUCAAGUUCAUACAAAAGCCGACGAUGAACCACCUGGCCAAGUUUCAAAACUGCGUCGUUAAAACAAUUUAUCCACACUCCAAUCUCUUUAGGUGAUCGCUGGGUGCCGGCUACAACAAACAAUAAAACGCUCAACGUCACGGUCGA
Dermacentor silvarum is the source of this 616-nucleotide messenger RNA. RefSeq lists its product as uncharacterized. NCBI's taxonomy places the organism in Eukaryota, Metazoa, Arthropoda, Arachnida, Ixodida, Ixodidae. The record is from RefSeq and is a predicted model, not a curated record. Bases 170 to 565 code for a protein of 131 amino acids. The transcript is spliced from 7 exons.